GCAUCUUUUUGAUUGCCAUCACCUCUUCCUCUGCUUCUGCCGUUGUUCCUGGUGUUCAAAUUAUCAAACCAGACGCGGGAAGCAAAUACAAAGCUGGCGAUAAAAUCACUAUUACCUUCUGCUCUGAUCCUAGCUUCACUAAAAUCGAUAAUAUAACCCUUUAUAAUGGCUAUUUCUCUUCAGUACAAACCUUUGAAUUAAAUGUCACAUUAGCACCAAAAAAGCCUUGCCAUUCACUCACUUAUAAGCUUUCAAAAAACCUCAAGCCUGAUGCUCAAUACAACAUUGCCAUAAUUACAGACGAUAAGUUUGUAGCCAGCAGUGCAACCUUUUUUAUCGGUAACCCCAAAUUCGGGUUAGUUAUUACCUCACCAGAUUGUAACGUCAAAGCACAGUGUGGUAAAAGUAUCGCUGUCAAAUGGGAAAAUCCAUUUAACUUAUAUAAAGGUCUUAAAUUUGAUGUUUUCUUUCUGAGUGUAUCUGGGGGAGAAGGUUUUUCUGAAUUUGCUCCCGCUGCGAACGAUGUUCCGGUUUCGCCAGGAUAUAAAACUGUUACAAUUCCUAAACCUGGGGGGAAUGUUACCAAUAGUAGAGGCUAUAAUGUUGUUUUUGCUCUUACGCGCCCUAACAAACCUCAAGAGAUAUAUAUUUCAGAUGCUUUUAGCAUUACUCACUGCUAA
Molecule: messenger RNA, 680 nt
Organism: Acaulospora morrowiae
Lineage: Eukaryota; Fungi; Glomeromycota; Glomeromycetes; Diversisporales; Acaulosporaceae
Source: the annotation of a GenBank genome assembly